This is a messenger RNA of Apus apus (common swift), 790 nucleotides long. Its product is annotated as TRPM8 channel-associated factor 2-like. The record is from RefSeq and is a predicted model, not a curated record. NCBI's taxonomy places the organism in Eukaryota, Metazoa, Chordata, Aves, Apodiformes, Apodidae.
AACAAGGAGUGUUAAUAGGAAGGCAUGACUGUAUCAGUACUAACUGGGCAAAGUAAAGUACAGGUUUCAACAUUUGUAAAUCAAUCUAGAUGACAAGGUUUUACUUCAAUUUUCUAGACAUGGAAUGGAUGUGAAAAAAAUUUUAGAAGUUCUUUUGAAAGGAAUGACUGAAUUUGAAUUUGAGUUAGAAGAUGGCAAUGUCCCCUUCCAUCUACUCAUCCAUGGUACAUUAGGAUUUCCCAUUGCUAUGAAUGAUUCCCACCAGGCAUUCUUUGCAGAUGCACACUAUGGCAGGGGCUGUGUUUUGGUACUUGCUCAGGAAAACUGUCUCAAAGCAUCAGCAAUUAAAACCUUUAUCCUUGAUGCCAUCAGUUGUCUUGAUUCUGGGAGGGGAGGACAAGUUGGUAUUGCUAGCGAUCUGGAGGACUUUUUCACUCUCCUAAGCCAAGAGAAGAUCCCUUGCAGGCUAAAAACCUGUGUGUACUGCUGCCAAGCCUAAGAAAUGGUCGAGAAGAUCAUUGAGUUUGUUUCCACAGGUCGUAGUCUGCUGGUUGGAAGACAGGCAUGGUCCUGGGCUGCAGAAAAUGCUGAUGAGAAUGCCAUUGCUGAGUACCCUGCUGUGGGAAACUGUUCUUUUCUUCCCCACAUAAGUCUAAACAAAAUGCCUUUUAAGCCAGCGAAGGCCUCUCCUGAUUAUCCCCAGCUAACCAACUAAAACAGACUUGCUUCUCAAGGACAACUGAACCCAAAACAACAGAUGUACGGGACAGAAAGGAUGGGCGACAAGCCA